UACUCUCAACACCUUGGUUUCCAGUCAGGCUCCAGGAGGUGAGAAUUCCCAAGUGGUGCUGCUGAGUUGUGGCUGGGUCUGAUCACAGAGGCAUGCCCCUGGCCAUGGUGCUGGCUCUGUGGACAGUACUUAGUGCCCUUCCCCUACAUUCAGAUUAGGUGAGCUGAUGAGUGGAAACAUACAUAUGGUCCACCCUCCAGAUUCCAUUUGACAGAUGAGGAAGCUGAGGCCCAGAGAGGGGAAGUCAUUUGCCCUGGGUCACACAACACCAGCAGUGGCUAAGCUAGACCAGGGCCCAGGCCUCCUGAAUCCUAUUCUCUGGGUGGGUGUCUCUAGCCCUGCAUAUUACACCUAUGCCCUUGCCUCAGUUUCCCCAUAUGGAGGGCAGUCUCUCAGCUCUUCUUUCCUAGAUGCUGCUCCUGAUACCAUAGCCCCUGCAGGAAUAAUCCCGUACCUGGGGCCAGCUCAUCUUCAACCCAGACCCUCCUACAGAGCUGUUAACAGUUACGGGCGCUCCCUCCGGGCAGGGCACUGUAAUGAGACCUUUACGUGCUCAACUCAUUGUCUCUGCUGACAACCCGAGGCGGGAGAGAGACCUAUGAUCCCUGCUUUACUGCUGAAGAAACCAAGGCCCAGAGAGGGGGCAUGUGCCCAAGGUCAGGACUGGACCAGUUUGCAAUGCCACCAGCCACGUAUGACAGUACCGGUCUCACCAUGCCCACAGCAACUUUGGGUAACCUCCGUGGCUAUAGCCUGGCAACCCCGAAUCUGACAGCCCCCAGCCUCACACCCCCCCAGAUGGCCACCCCAAACCUACAGCAGUUCUUUCCCCAGGCCACUCGCCAAUCGCUGCUGGGCCCCCCUCCCGUUGGGGUCCCCAUAAACACCUCCCAGCUCAACCUCUCAGGGAGGACCCCCCAGAAACAGGCCCGAACCCCCUCCUCCACCGUCCCCAAUCGCAAGGAUUCUUAUUCUCAGACGAUGCCUGUGGAAGACAAGUCAGACCCCCCAGAGGGGUCUGAGGAAGCCACAGAGCCCAGAACCAACACACCAGAAGGCCGAGUGUCUCCCCACUGUCCGGAUGGUAUCACUAAGGAGAAACACACCCCAGCACCAGAGCCUGAGCCUUGUGGGACAUCAGAGCCACCAGCCAAGAGGUUGAAGAGCUCAGAGGAGCCCACAGAGAAGGGGACCCCAGGGCAGCUGCAGGCAAAGAUCCAGCCACAGGCCCGGAUGACAGUACCAAAGCAGACACAGACCCCUGAGGUGCUGCCUGAGCCACUGGAAGCCCGAGUGCUGCCACGCUUCCAGCCACAGGUUCUGCAGAUCCAGGCCCAGGUGCAGCCGCAGACUCAGCCACAGAUGCCACAAAUGGACACCCAGGUGCAGCUAAAGCUUCAGAAGCAGGCACAAACGCAGACCUAUCCAGAGCACUUAGUGCCUCAGCAGAAGCAGGUGCACGUGCAGCUACAGCUGCAGAAGGAGGCAGAGUCACAGGUGCAGCCACAAGCACAUUCACAGCCCCCAAAGCAGGCCCAGACACAGCUGCAGAGGCAGGCCCAGACACAGACAUAUCCACAGGUACAAACCCAGCUGCAGACACAAGCACAGCCAAGGCUCCAGCCACUGGAGCAGCCACUGGAACAACCACCAGUGCAGUUGCCAGUGCAGCCUCCAGAGCAGACCCAGGGGCAGCCUCAGGCCCAGCCACAGGUGUUGGUGCCAGCUGCGGAGCAAGCACCAGUUCCAGCUCAUGCCACAAUGCUGGAGAAGCUGCCUGAUACGGUAGAAACUGGAGGAGGCCUGGAGGAGACCUCGCUGGAGCCAGUGGGAACCCGAGUCCCCGAGGAAGAGAGCCAGGAGGAAUUAGCCAGUGGCCUGGAUGUGGGAGAAUGUGAUCAAAGAGCUAGAGAUUUGCUGGGGAUGUGGGGUGCCGGGGGCUCCCUGAAGGUCACCAUCCUGCAAAGCAGCGACAGCCGGGCCUUCAGCACUGUACCCUUGACAUCCGGGCCCCGUCCCGGCGACUCCACCUCCGCUACCCCCACAGCUGCCAGCACGUCCUCCAAGCAGACCCUCCAGUUCUUCUGCUACAUCUGCAAGGCCAACUGCUCCAGCCAGCAGGAGUUCCAGGACCACAUGUCGGGGGCCCAGCACCAGCAGCGGCUCGGGGAGAUCCAGCACAUGAGCCAAGCCUGCCUGCUGUCCCUGCUGCCCGUUCCCCGGGACGUCCUGGAGAGAGAGGAGGAAGAGCCUCCACCAAGGCGCUGGUGCAACACCUGCCAGGUCUACUACAUGGGCGACCUGAUCCAACACCGCAGGACACAGGACCACAAGAUUGCCAAACAGUCCCUGCGCCCAUUCUGCACUGUUUGCAGCCGCUACUUCAAGACCCCUCGCAAGUUUGUGGAACACGUUAAGUCCCAGGGACAUAAGGACAAAGCCAAGGAGCUGAAGAUGCUCGAGAAAGAGAUAGCUGGCCAAGACGAGGACCACUUCAUCACAGUGGACGCCGUGGGCUGCUUUGAAGGUGAUGAAGAGGAGGAGGAGGACGAGGACGAUGAAGAAGAAGAGAUCGAGGUUGAGGAGGAAUUCUGCAAGCAGGUGAGGACCAGAGAUAUAUCCAUAGAAGAGUGGAAGGGCUCAGAGACCUACACCCCCAACACCGCAUACGGUGUGGACUACCUGGUGCCCGUGAUGGGGUACAUCUGCCGCAUCUGCCACAAGUUCUACCACAGCAACUCAGGGGCACAGCUCUCCCACUGCAAGUCCUUGGCCCACUUUGAAAACCUGCAGAAAUACAAGGCAGCCAAGAACCCCAGCCCCACCACCCGGCCCGUGAGCCGACGGUGCGCCAUCAAUGCCCGGAACGCCUUGACUGCCCUGUUCACCUCCGGUGGCCGCCAGCCCCCCCAGCCCAGCACCCAGAACACGGCCAAAACCGCCAGCAAGUUGAUGGCCCAGUCCCCCCAGCCCCCACCACCCCGGCGCUCUACCCGCCUCAAAACCUGAUAGAGCUCCCUGGACCCAGCCUGUCUGGGUCCAGAGCUGCCAAUACAUUUUUUAGGUGUCUGCGUGGAAACUGUGACAUAGUUGGUAUUUUUACUCAAAAUCCAAUAAAAGAAGGUAGUUCGGC
Choloepus didactylus (southern two-toed sloth) is the source of this 3133-nucleotide messenger RNA. RefSeq names its product CDKN1A interacting zinc finger protein 1 (gene CIZ1). The record is from RefSeq and is a predicted model, not a curated record. The transcript has 15 exons. NCBI's taxonomy places the organism in Eukaryota, Metazoa, Chordata, Mammalia, Pilosa, Megalonychidae. Gene Ontology annotation, molecular function: zinc ion binding; nucleic acid binding. Bases 646 to 3009 code for a protein of 787 amino acids. Gene Ontology annotation, cellular component: nucleus.